Messenger RNA from Camellia sinensis, 1350 nucleotides. The record is from RefSeq and is a predicted model, not a curated record. Lineage: Eukaryota; Viridiplantae; Streptophyta; Magnoliopsida; Ericales; Theaceae.
AUGAAGGUCUUGCUAUGGAACUGCCGUGGCGCUGCUAGCCCACAUUUUCGCCGCCAUUUCUUCACUCUUGUGAAUGAAUACCACCCCCACCUUGUCAUCCUCACUGAAACUAGAGUGGGAGGAACUAGAGGUAAAACCCUCAGUGAAAACCUGGGCUUUUCUAAUGUCCAUAUUUCUGAUCCUAUCGGUUUUGCCGGGGGCAUCUGGUUGCUAUGGAAUGACCUGGAGAUUGCCUGUGAAGUCCUCUUGACCACCGAGCAGGAGAUCCACGCCUGGAUUAAGGUCCCUUCUAACCCUUCUCCUUGGCUUCUUUCAGCUAUUUAUGCUAGUCCUCACUAUAAUCACAGAUGCAUUUUAUGGGAUAACCUUAUGUUGCUUUCUGCUACACACUCUUCUCCAUGGCUCAUGCUUGGCGACUUCAAUGAAAUACUAACCAGUGCAGAUAAAUUUGGUGGCCGAGCACUCCAACCCCACCGUGCUAGAAGAUUCCAAGAAUGUAUAGAUGAAUGUGGUAUGAUUGACUUGGGCUUUGCUGGCCCUCGCUUCACCUGGACCAACCUUCGCUCCACUGGAGCCUUAAUCCGUGAAAGGCUUGACAGAUGCUGGUGCAACAACUCUUGGCAGCUCCUCUACCCCGAAACCAAAGUCCUCCACCUCCCCAGAGUUCACUCUGACCACUGCCCCAUUCUCCUUGACACAGACCCUUCUUCCACACUCAGACCGACCCGUCCUUUUCGCUUCGAAACAAUCUGGUUCUCUGACCCUAGCAUCUUCUCCGUCAUCAAAAACAGUUGGCAUGACAACACCCUCCCAUUCUCAACUUGUGUCAACCUCUUUGUAGCCAACGUCAAGCUUUGGAACAAACUUUCCUUCGGUAACAUCUUCCACAGGAAAAAACAUAUCUCCUCCCGCAUUUUGGGAGUCCAAAAAAGCCUUGAAACUCACCCCUCCCCCUUCCUCUUCAACCUGGAAAAAACUCUUGUCAAAGAUUUCAAUGACAUCCUCAAGCUUGAAGAGGAAUUUUGGGCCCUCAAAUCCCGUAUCAACUUUGUUCUGGAUGGCGACAAAAACACUAAAUUUUUCCACCAAUCUACGCUCACUCGUCGCCGCAGGAACAAAAUUCUAGCCAUCCGUGACUCCAACAACAAUUGGAUUUUUGAUGAACCUAGUAUCAAAACCUCCUUCAUCUCCCACUACUCCUCACUUUUCUCCACCGACACCACCUCCACCACCCUCACCUUCCCUCCUCCUUUCCCUUUUCCCCAAAUCGAUGACAGCCACCAUCCCUCCCUCUGCUUAACCCCCACUGCCCUUGAAAUAAAAGCUGUCCUGGGGUCUUUUAAACCUUGA